AUGUGCGUAUUUCUGCGCGCACUCGAAACGAACCUGAACCAAAAGCAAUAUGUGGCAUUUGGCUCUCUAUUCUUCAUCCUCAUCUCCAUCUCCACUUUCUGCAUGGAGACACAUGAGGCCUUCAACACCAUCCUCAACAAGACAGAAAACGUCACAGUGGGCAACACGACCCGUGAGGAGAUUGUAUACGAGGUGGUGACUGACAGCUGGUUGACAUAUGUGGAGGGUGUGUGCGUCAUUUGGUUCACCAUUGAGGUCCUUCUGCGAGUCAUCUUCUGCCCAGACAAACUGGAGUUCUUCAAAAGCACCCUCAACAUCAUCGACUUUGUCGCCAUCCUGCCCUUCUAUCUGGAGGUGGGCUUGAGUGGUCUGUCCUCCAAAGCUGCCAAGGAUGUCCUGGGGUUCCUCCGCGUCGUCCGAUUCGUCCGUAUCCUCCGAAUCUUCAAGCUGACCCGCCACUUUGUCGGUCUCCGUGUCCUUGGCCACACCCUUCGUGCCAGCACUAAUGAAUUCCUCCUGCUCAUCAUAUUCUUAGCUCUUGGUGUCCUUAUCUUCGCCACUAUGAUCUACUAUGCUGAAAGAAUCGGCGCCGACCCAGAUGACCCAACUGCCAGUGCCCACACUAACUUCAAGAACAUCCCUAUUGGAUUUUGGUGGGCCGUUGUGACCAUGACCACACUGGGCUAUGGAGAUAUGUACCCAGAGACAUGGUCAGGGAUGCUGGUGGGUGCGCUGUGUGCCUUGGCUGGUGUGCUGACCAUUGCUAUGCCAGUACCUGUAAUUGUCAACAACUUCGGCAUGUACUACUCCCUGGCCAUGGCCAAACAAAAGCUGCCCAAAAAGAAGAACAAACACAUUCCACGAGCACCCCAACCAGGGUCCCCCAACUACUGCAAGCCAGAUGCCUUGGCAAUGGCUACCGCAUCACCGCAAAGGAUCUUGGGAAAUGUCCUAGGUGGAGUGAUGGGGUCUGGAGGCAUGGGGGGUGACUGUCCUCUCGCCCAAGAAGAAAUUAUAGAGAUCAACAGAGACUCCAAGCAGAAUGGUGAUGCAGCCUCGGCCGCCUUGGCUAACGAGGACUGCCCCACCAUCGACCAGGUGCUGAGCCCAGACGAGAGGAGCCCUAUUGGGCGAGGGCCUACCCGGGAACGCUACCAGCAGGACCGCGCCUGCUUCCUGCUCAACACCAGGGAAUUCCGAGCCACAGAUGGGAAUGUGCGGAAAGAGGCAGCAGCCCUGGCACCCAGCCCAGACUCCCCUCUGACUGAGGAUUGGUAUAAGAUGGAAGGGUCUCUGUUACAGCAGGACCUCAAUGCAAACUCCACCUCUUCCUGGAUCAAACCAUAGACCAGAGUGUUAAGUUUCUAGCAUUCGCCUUCUCUCUAAUGAGGAGUCAGUAACCGGUAAACACAAAAUUGCGGCAGGAGCCACGUAAGCGACAAGUGUGACAUGGAUGGACAAUUUUAAGGAGAUCUUUGGGGUGACAAGAGAGAGACCAGAGGUUAAUCAUGAAUUUAAAAAAAGAAUCACAUGGUCUGCUCCUCACGUUGUUACCAAAGCAGCCUCUCGGAACUCCGACCACAAUUUUGACAGCUGUCAGACAGACAGACAGACCCCCCCUCUCCCUCCCAUUCCCCUUUUUCUGGCAAACUGACUGAGCAUUGCACUGACACACUUUGGGAGAGAAAAGGACUCCUGAUUACACAUUCCAGAUGACAUCACUCUGACAACAUUAUUCUCGCCAUCUUGUACGAUGACCAACUCAGUACCGUCUACAGUGCUGAACAACUGAGCAACUUCACAAGUUUCCGAAAAAAAAACGAAAAAAAAACCCACUUGUCUUCACAAAGGACUGAAUGAACAAUGUAGCAUCUCUGCUAACAUAUUGUAGCAUUUGUUGGCUGGGAAAUAACUUGACUUAACCCAUCAAUGGUUCGAAGAGUGAGGAAUAUAUGCAUUCAAUGGAUCUUUUAGAUGUCAUUUUCCUCUUGGGUUCCUUUUCAGUGAAGAAAAAAAAAUUGAGUACAUGAGAGACAACUGAUUGGUCUUACUCAGUAAAACACUUGAUAUUCCCAAAAAAGAGAUGCACUAAAUACAAACCGUGUGUAUGAAAUCAAUCACAGUUGCACAGUAUUUAACAAGUCCCAUAUAAAAGUCCCUCAUUCAAGUUUAGCACUUGUAUAGCAGUCAUGUUUGCCACUGAACAUAUGUCUUCCAUUCACUUAUAUCAGACUGAAACACUGCCCUCCCCACAAGGUAAAGAGAUAAUCAAAAGCAGAUGUUGAACAAAUGAAGCACAUGUAGCAUCAGCUCAAACAGGUCAUGUACAGCAUCCACUGUACAUUUAGACUCACCUGAAAUAUUUGCCAGGAGAAAAAUGUUGG
Molecule: messenger RNA, 2384 nt
Organism: Scomber japonicus (chub mackerel)
Lineage: Eukaryota; Metazoa; Chordata; Actinopteri; Scombriformes; Scombridae
Product: potassium voltage-gated channel subfamily C member 1-like
Exons: 5
Coding region: 1-1347 (448 amino acids)
Biological process (GO): potassium ion transmembrane transport
Cellular component (GO): dendrite membrane; axon; neuronal cell body membrane
Molecular function (GO): delayed rectifier potassium channel activity
Source: RefSeq, a predicted model, not a curated record